Lasiosphaeria miniovina is the source of this 999-nucleotide messenger RNA. RefSeq lists its product as uncharacterized. The transcript is spliced from 3 exons. NCBI's taxonomy places the organism in Eukaryota, Fungi, Ascomycota, Sordariomycetes, Sordariales, Lasiosphaeriaceae. The record is from RefSeq and is a predicted model, not a curated record. Bases 1 to 999 code for a protein of 332 amino acids.
AUGGAAACCUCGGAGAUCGAGUAUUGCGAACACUGCGAGGUUACAGCAAAGGAGCUGAUAUACACAUUCCCGACCAACCCCGCGAAAGACUGGGCCCAAGCCUACGAGCCGAUAUCCAGCCUCGUUGUCCAUACAUACGUAGUCGAGGGCGAGUACUACGGCACCUUUGACGGGCCUUUCUUCCCUCUGCUCGAAGACGACGAGCUGCGGCUGUCGCAGCCGGGCACGUAUCCGAACCGGCGCGUCUGGCGCAUCGGCACGGAAGCAGACGUCGCGACGUGGUUCAACGCUGAGAUCUCAGACGUCGUCCUUGCCGCGUGGCCGACCCACCCAAUGGUCCUGCAAAAUUCGCACAUGAGGGCGCCGCAUUUCUCGCAGUCACGCCACCAGGUUGUCGACUCGACCUACACCAUUGCGAUGAACGUGCCGAUACAGAAGAUUCCGGUUGCUGUUGGCGAGUUCAAACACUGCAUGAUUGACGCCACCGAGUGGCAGAGCGGCAGGCUGAGAAGCGACGCGCAGAAGACGCUCUCCAGAGAGCUGCGAGGAUACGCAUGCAUGUACCAGUGUCCACAGGUAUUCUGCUUCGAUGGCCACACCCUGCUCAUUCUGCAGUUUCGGGCAUCCAAACCACAGAAGAUGAUCAGGAAGGAUUUGGGCGUCGACUGCUGGGUGCUUCCGCGGCGGAACGGAGAUAACGGCGGCAUCCAGCUACGCGCGGCGCUGUAUCGGUUGAUUGCGCAAGGCUUCCGGCGGUGCCAGGUCAUCGACGGGCCGGUGGUGCCGGUCGGCGGCAUCUUCCCCACGGGUCGCGAGUUCUUCUCGGGCCUCCCGCUGUGGCUCGACAAGCAGCGCCACCACCCACUCGGCUACUUCCGCUGUGCUGACAUUUAUCACGGAUCGCUGUAUUGGGGCUACGGGGAUGAACCGGUUGUGGAUGGCGAUGGCCAUGCCGUCUGGGACAGCAUUUCGUGGUGGGAACAUGAGGAUGAAGACUGA